AUGCGUUUCACAAACAUUCUACCGCUUGCAGAUCUUCCGCUCACGUGGACACCACUGACAUCGGCAGUAGCGGCGAAGACGCGUCCGCCAAGUUUACCCCUUUCGUCUGCGUGCACUGGCUUUUGCUCCCACAUCCUCUCUCGCGCGCGCUCUGAUUCAUUCCCUCUCUCUGCGUUCCCUCUCUCUCCGUUCCCUCUCUCUACGUUCCCUAUCUCUCCGUUCCCUCUAUCGCCCUUCCCUCUCUCUCCGUUCCCUCUCUCUCCGUUCCCUCUCUCGCCGUUCCCUCUCUCGCCGUUCUCUCUCUCUCCGUUCUCUCUCUCUCUCUCUCUGUUCCCUCUCUCUCCGUUCCCUCUCUCUCCGUUCCCUCUCUCUCCGUUCCCUCUCUCUGCGUUCCCUAUCUCUCCGUUCCCUCUCUCGCCCUUCCCUCUCUCUCCGUUCCCUCUCUCUCCGUUCCCUCUCUCGCCGUUCCCUCUCUUGCCGUUCCCUCUCUCUCCGUUCCCUCUCUCUCCGUUCCCUCUCUCUCCGUUCCUUCGGUCUCCGUUCCCUCUCUCUCCGUUCCCUCUCCCUCCUUUCCCUCUCUCGCCGUUCGCUCUCUCCGUUCCCUCGGUCUCCGUUCCCUCUCCCUCCGUUCCCUCUCUCUCAGUAACCUCUCUAUCUGUUCCCUCUCUCUCCAUUCCCUCUCCCUUUGUUCCCUCUCUCUCCGUUCCCUCUCUCUCCGUUCUCUCUCUCUGCGUUCCCUCUCUCUCCGUUCCCUCUCUCUUCGUUCCCUCUCUCUCCGUUCCCUCUCUCUCCGUUCCCUCUCUCCCCGUUCCCUCUCUCUCCGUUCCCUCUCCCUCCAUUCCCUCUCUCGCCGCUCCCUCUCUCUCCGUUCCCUCUCUCCGUUCCCUCCCCCUCCGUUCCCUCUCUCUCUGUACCCUCUCUAUCCGUUCCCUCUCUCUCCGUUCCCUCUCUCUCCGUUCCCUCUCUCUCCGUUCCCUCUCUCUCCGUUCCCUCUCUCUCCGUUCCCUCUCUCUCCGUUCCCUCUCUCUCCGUUCCUUCGGUCUCCGUUCCCUCUCUCUCCAUUCCCUCUCCCUCCUUUCCCUCUCUCGCCUAACCUCUCUAUCCGUUCCCUCUCUCUCCAUUCCCUCUCCCUUCGUUCCCUCUCUCUCCGUUCCCUCUCUCUCCGUUCCCUCUGUCUCCGUUCCUUCGGUCUCCGUUCCCUCUCUCUCCGUUCCCUCUCCCUCCUUUCCCUCUCUCGCCGUUCGCUCUCUCCGUUCCCUCGGUCUCCGUUCCCUCUCCCUCCGUUCCCUCUCUCUCAGUAACCUCUCUAUCCGUUCCCUCUCUCUCCAUUCCCUCUCCCUCCGUUCCCUCUCUCUCCGUUCCCUCUCUCUCCGUUCCCUCUCUCUCCGUUCCUUCGGUCUCCGUUCCCUCUCUCUCCGUUCCCUCUCCCUCCUUUCCCUCUCUCGCCUAACCUCUCUAUCCGUUCCCUCUCUCUCCAUUCCCUCUCCCUUCGUUCCCUCUCUCUCCGUUCCCUCUCUCUCCGUUCCCUCUCUCUGCGUUCCCUCUCUCUCCGUUCCCUCUCUCUUCGUUCCCUCUCUCUCCGUUCCCUCUCUCUCCGUUCCCUCUCUCCCGGUUCCCUCUCUCUCCGUUCCCUCUCCCUCCAUUCCCUCUCUCGCCGUUCCCUCUCUCUCCAUUCCCUCUCUCUCCGUUCCCUCCCCCUCCGUUCCCUCUCUCUCUGUACCCUCUCUAUCCGUUCCCUCUCUCUCCGUUCCCUCUCCCUCCGUUCCCGCUCUCUCCGUCCCCUCUCUCUCCGUUCCCUCUCCCUCCGCCCCCUCUCCCUCCGUUCCCUCUAUCUGCGUUUCCUAUCUCUCGUUCCCUCUCUCUGCGUGCCCUCUCUCUCCGUUCCUCUCUCUCAUUUCCCUCUCUCUGCCAGCCAGCCCCACAAAAUCUCUGCACUUCCUUCACUCCUUCCCUCUCCCCUAA
This is a messenger RNA of Closterium sp. NIES-65, 1962 nucleotides long. Lineage: Eukaryota; Viridiplantae; Streptophyta; Zygnematophyceae; Desmidiales; Closteriaceae. The record is from the annotation of a GenBank genome assembly.